Diceros bicornis minor is the source of this 5312-nucleotide messenger RNA. It is a transcript of the gene PCGF3, whose product is annotated as polycomb group ring finger 3. Gene Ontology annotation, cellular component: PRC1 complex. The record is from RefSeq and is a predicted model, not a curated record. Gene Ontology annotation, biological process: regulation of transcription by RNA polymerase II. The transcript has 11 exons. NCBI's taxonomy places the organism in Eukaryota, Metazoa, Chordata, Mammalia, Perissodactyla, Rhinocerotidae. The coding region runs from base 388 to 1116 and encodes 242 amino acids.
CCCCCGACUCACUGCUCGGCUCUGCUCGGGCAUUUCCGCCUCUUUGUUUUAAACUUCGGACGGCUUUUUUUCUCCUGCUCCUGUGGGGACCCGGAGGGAGCGGCGCCCCCUCCCCAGCCCGGCGCGGCCCCCGCGUGCGACCCGCUCGCCCGCAGCCGAGACGGCAGGCUUCAGAAUGUAGCACAGGAUUCCAGGCCGCCAUGUACAGGUGCCGUUUCUGUGCUAGAAAAUGGACAGAGAGCAGGGGCAGAAGGGAGGCGCAGCAGUGCAGAGCCAGUGUGCAGAGUGAAGCAGCCGAGCUGGAGAAGAGCCUCCACGCAGCAGCCUGAAGCGCCCAAUGCACAGGCAGAAGGAGGGAACAGCAGACGUCUAGAGGAGAAGCCAAAGAUGUUGACCAGAAAGAUUAAACUCUGGGACAUAAAUGCCCACAUCACGUGCCGCCUGUGCAGCGGAUAUCUCAUCGACGCAACCACAGUGACCGAGUGUCUGCAUACGUUCUGUCGGAGCUGCCUGGUCAAGUACCUGGAGGAGAACAACACCUGCCCCACGUGCCGGAUCGUCAUCCACCAGAGCCACCCACUGCAGUACAUCGGUCAUGACAGAACCAUGCAGGAUAUUGUUUACAAGCUGGUUCCAGGCCUCCAAGAAGCGGAAAUGAGAAAACAGAGGGAAUUCUACCACAAAUUAGGCAUGGAAGUGCCUGGAGACAUCAAGGGGGAGACUUGUUCUGCAAAACAACACUUAGAUUCCCAUCGGAAUGGUGAAACCAAAGCAGAUGACAGUUCGAACAAAGAAACUGCAGAAGAGAAGCAGGAGGAGGACAAUGACUAUCACAGAAGCGACGAGCAGGUGAGCAUCUGUCUGGAAUGCAAUAGCAGCAAACUGCGGGGCUUGAAACGGAAAUGGAUCCGCUGCUCAGCCCAAGCCACGGUCCUGCAUCUGAAGAAGUUCAUCGCCAAAAAACUCAACCUUUCGUCCUUCAAUGAGCUGGACAUUUUGUGCAACGAGGAGAUCCUGGGCAAGGACCACACACUCAAAUUUGUGGUUGUCACGAGGUGGAGAUUCAAGAAGGCGCCGCUUCUGCUGCACUACAGACCCAAGAUGGACUUGCUGUGAGAGGCGGGCAGCGCAGCGGGACUCGGCCCUCGUACCCGGGGGCCCCAGGCGAGCACGUGGCCGGGCAGGCCCACGACCGCGCUUGAGAAUGUUGCCUCUGGGUGUCGUGUGGACCAGACUUCUGAAUAGAGAGUAUUUAUAACUUUUGUAUGAGAGAGAAUUCCCACUCAAGCAGACACUACCAGCACCACGUCACAGAUGAUGAAACGCUUCACAGCCGCACGUCGCUUGGCAGCUCCUGUCGCCCGGGUUUCCCGACCAGAGGAGCAGUGCACACGCUCUGUCCUGACACGUGGGACCUUUGCUCGCUUUCCGGGUCUUGAAAAUCUUGGUCGUUUCAGUUUAGUUUAUGAAUUAGGUUUCACAAUAAGCCUCAAAAAUACUUGUAUGUUCAUUGAAUCCUUCAUAAGUUAUUGAAAAAUAUCUUUUCAUGGUGAAUGAUAUUUAUGUUGCCUUUAGCUUCCUGAAGACUUCAAAGAUACAUAAAAAUUUAAUUUAAAAGCAUACCAAAAGAGGCUUCCAUUAAUAUUAUGAGUCAACCACGGUAUUUAAUUUUCAAAACGUAACGAGGCCAGCAGCUCGCCUGACUCGCCUGGUGCGGCGUGGCAGCCUCGGCCUCCACUGCUCUGCAGACACACUGGGGGCCAGGUGGCCCUUCAGCAGGGAGGGCUCCAUCCCGCUGCCCCCUGAACAUGGACAUGGCUGAGACUUGGUGCUCGCCGUCCCCAGCAUGCCCAGCAAGGUGACCAGAGGUGGUUUGACCAGCUUACCACUGGUUUACUGAACAAUUCUUGUUCUAAAAAAUGGCUUAUUAAACAGGGCACAAAUUGUUCCAUGCCCUCAUUUAAUUUCUUACUUAUUCUCUCCCAUUUUCGUUCUGCUGAAGAGAGAGAUGGUGGCGCUCGUGGAGGGGCCCAGUGCCCUAAGACGGUGCCAUCCGUCGGGCGGGGGGCUGCUGCCCUGUGAAGGUGUUUGCUCCCACAGCUGCAGGUGACACCGGCUCCCACCACAGCCACCGCCAGAAGGCAGCCGGCUUCCUGCCCUCCCUCCUCUCUCGUGGAGGCUCAUGGAGAUUGCUCGCACACUUCGAGGCCAUUGUUAAUGGGCAGAACACAGGAGCGGGUGGGCAGCGGGGUGGUCGGAGGAGUGGGCUCCCGUGCGGCAGAGGCUGCUUUUCCAGGGACUUGGUGACCUACAGCGCCAGUCACAGCCUCCUCCUCCCAAAUGGUAGUAUUUUUGUGGAAUCAGAGAAUAAACUCUUUGCCAGCACAUAGAUAUCUGUUCCUUUAAAAUUGUGUAAAGGCAGGAGCAAGGAGACAGGACCCUGCUCUGGAGCAGUCACAGGAGCAGUCGCAGUGCGUCCUGGAGCUUUCUUGUCACCUCCCCUGCGUGUCCACUGAUUAUGGGUGAGCUUCAGGUCCUCCUCCCUCCUGGCGGGAGUUGUCCACCCACUGCCCUUGUCAGGGGCCGGGUCUCUGAUGGUGGCCCUGAGGACUGCAUUUUCCACGAAGUAUUUCACUUCAGUAACUAGAAUUUUUUCCUGAAUUUGCUUUGAAAGUUGAAGUUGGGCUCAUCGACACUCAGUUUUGUUUCCUGUUUCUUCUGCUUCCUGUUUCAUAUACAUAAAUGUCAGAAGCAGCUACUGAUGAGACCUAGUGUUAGUGAUGAGAACAUACAAAUUAAGUCAAUCCAAGUGAUUUUAAUGUAAAGCCUUUUAAAAACAUAAAAACAAGUUCUUUGUUAGGAAUUGGUCAAAAUUUACCUCUUUAUUUAAGCCCGUUAACUCCCGGUGCCGUUUGAGUUAUUCAGUUACCUAAGCUUGCUGUUCAUCCAAAUCAUAUUUAGAGUUAUUCUGCAAGGUUCAAUGAGUAGAUGUGUGUGAGUAAAUAUUACCUGUCUACCUCAAAAGAUAUCUUACUGCUGAAGCAUUCUGUAAAACCAUGUUAUCACAAUGCAGUUUUAAGUGUAAACAUUAGAAUUUAGGUAUUUUCCUGUGUGGUGAAAGUAAGGAAGGAUUAAACAGUAUGAGCAUCCAAAUUCAAAUAAAAUUAAUUCACAGUUCAGAUUAAACUUAAUAUUGCUGUAAUAAUCUCAUAAUAUAUAUUUGUAACUUUGUAGCUAUCUUCAAAAUCACUUGAAUUUGCUAUGGUGCUAAGUUGAUAUAUUUAAAUAUACAGAGAGGUGGAGAUGUGUCGGAGCCAGUGUCAACAUCUCCCGCUGGUUACUCACCCCUCCUGUGUGACCUGCUUUUGUAACCGUGUUAACCUGAUGAAACCUCAGCAGCAAAAGUACCUAUUUUUCUAAGAUUUCCUCCUGCAGACCGUCUUCACUACAGGACGAUCCCUGGUGACCUGUGGCCUCUUGGGUCUGACCACGGCCUUAUCAAGACUCGAGCCUGGUGAACCUUGCCAUCACGGGGAAGCUUCUGGGGUCUCCUUCAUUUUGUUGUGCUUUCAUUUAACAUCAAAAGGCUGAAUUUUAUUUUUUCCAGCGUGAAAGCCAGGAUCGGUUAAUGAUUGGAUCCUAUUAAGGUUUUUUUUAACAGAUGGAGUUACUGUGAAGGAGUUUCACAACUGUGGUGCUGGUGAAGCUAGUGUUCAGUUACGUCCUGCGUCACGGCAGCAGCGGUGGGACCUCACCCAGCACACGGUCUCACUAGACACCAUUUUCAUGAAAAUAGAAAAUUCAGAUAGAAUAUAUAAUAUUGAAUUUAAGAUUUGGGGGGUUAAAAAAAGAAAACUUUAUAAAAUUAUUUAUUCUAUUUUAAGCCUUCUAUCAUAUUUUCCCAUCCAAUUGUUUGGUUUCAGUGGUCCAGCUUUAUUUACAGGCAUAUAAAAUGAAAUUGUGAGAUGUUUUGCAAGCUUCUUCUUUUUACUUUGAGUAGCUUUUAAUUUGUAUGUUUUUAUUUUAUAUGGAUGAAGAGCAUUGUUUAUGCUUUUGUGCAAUAGGUUCCAAAAUGCGUUUAUUAGACAGAUGUUUAAAUUGUAAUGUAGCAUCUAUUCUGCUAAAUUGAAAGGGAAUGUAGGUGGAACUUCAAAAGAUGUACAUUCAGCCAUUUGGUUUUUCCUUUCUCAUUGUUACUAUUAUAGGAAUGCUGUUAUUGGGAUUGUGCGUGUGCGUGUGCCUGUGUAAGAAUACCUGUCAGCAAUAUUUAGAAGUACGUGACGGGGCAGGCAGCGUGAAGUGACGUGUGACGCCAUCCUAGACCAGCCUCAUGGCCGCCCGGGGCUCGUGCCCUGAGACCCGCUUGCUCACAGCCCUGGAUGCACCACCCCAUAUCGACCACAAAUGUGAUGGUGCUGCUUGCCCAGGGCUCCUGAGCCCUCCAGGGCGUGCGGCUUCUGAUGCCUCCUUGUGGCAUUCGAAGUCUUUAGAACUUCGUUUGGUUCUUUUCCUCAAAGCGCACAGGAUGGAUUUUACAAUGACUUGAGAUGUGUCAUUGGAUAGGAACGAGCCAGCUGGUUUGGGCCUUGUAUGUGAGUAUUUGGUGUGCUCUCAAAACAUUGAAGAUAAAUUUAGUGCAGAUGGCUAAAUCACAAAAAAAUCCAGUUUCUCUAUUUCCUCAGGAAACCAUUUACACUUCACCGCAUCACAUGUGACCUUCGGUGAUAAACCGAUGCGUUUCUCUGCCUUGGUAUUGAAACAAACUAAGUAAAUAAGUUGGGAAAGUAGAUUAGAAAACCAUCAUUCAAACUACACCGUAGUCUCAACAAAGAUCCCUGCCAGACAAGUGGGUGUGGCACGGCCAGCCUGGGCAGGGCGUCGUGUGUAACUCACCAUGUCCACGAGUGCAUCUGAAGGAUGGACUGGAGUGUGAGUGCCCCCAACGUGUGUAGCAUUAGUGUAAAUGUCUGUCCAACAACUUGAUUGGGUAUAAGAAAACCAUUUCUUCCCAAUAAUGUGGGCUUAGAGGCGAGGUCGCCGCUGAGCCUGCUCGCCACAUGUGGCAACGUGGAAGCUGUCGUGAUUUAUGGAGAUGACAAUGCAGAUACAUAUUUUUGACUGUUUAAUUUGAAAGUUUACAUUUUUUAUGCUUUGUGUUGGUGUGUAAUUUUUGUACUAUUGGUGGCUAGUUUUUGUCUAAAAUCUUUUUUGGAAUAUUGCUUAAAAGUUUUGAUUUUAUGAUAGUGAAGCUUGUAUUCAGUGUUUUGCCAAUUAAUAUUAUAUGCUUGUAAUAAAAGCAAAAGAAAAACUUA